This is a messenger RNA of Saccharomycodes ludwigii, 1164 nucleotides long. It is a transcript of the gene TAZ1, whose product is annotated as lysophosphatidylcholine acyltransferase. Gene Ontology annotation, cellular component: mitochondrial membrane. The coding region runs from base 1 to 1164 and encodes 387 amino acids. The record is from RefSeq and is a predicted model, not a curated record. The transcript has a single exon. NCBI's taxonomy places the organism in Eukaryota, Fungi, Ascomycota, Saccharomycetes, Saccharomycodales, Saccharomycodaceae. Gene Ontology annotation, biological process: inner mitochondrial membrane organization; cardiolipin acyl-chain remodeling. Gene Ontology annotation, molecular function: 1-acylglycerophosphocholine O-acyltransferase activity.
AUGUCAUAUCCCGAUGUUUUAUAUAGAGGAGAAGCGUUUUUAGCACAAUAUCCAAGAGACUCCAAACUAUGGGAAUGGGCUAGCAAAGCAACCUCUUUAGCAGUGAUUGCAAGUUCUAAACUUUUCAUCAAUUUAUUUUAUAAUCCCAAGUUGUAUCACAUUGAAAGAUUAGAAAAUGCAAUGGAUAAUGCCAUUAAGGAAAAUAGAGGGCUGAUGACAGUUAUGAAUCAUAUGAGCGUUGUUGACGAUCCAUUUGUUUGGGGAGUGUUGCCUUUUAGGUUAUUUAAUAAAAUGGAGUCUUUUAGAUGGUGUUUGGGUGCAUCCAAUAUAUGUUUCCAAAAUAAAAUUUUUGCCACUUUUUUCUCAAUGGGCCAAGUUUUAGGUACCGGAAGAUUCGGGAAAGGUCCAUUUCAAGGUUCGAUUGAUGCGGCAAUUAGACUUUUAUCACCGGAUGAUACUAUGGAUUUAGAAUAUAUACCUAAAAGUUACGAAAACUCAUCGUCCAACGUGAAAACAACUAAUAAUAUUAACACUCUGUUUCGUAAACAUAUUAAUCCCGUUUUGCGUGACAAGCCAAGUUGGGUUCACGUUUAUCCAGAAGGAUUUGUUUUACAAUUACAACCACCUUUCAACAACUCGAUGCGUUAUUUUAAAUGGGGGAUUACAAGACUAAUUUUGGAAAGUACUAAACCACCAAUCAUCGUUCCAAUGUUUUCCACAGGCUUUGAGAAAAUUGCACCAGAAUCUGCAGCCAACACUAUUAUCGAGAGGUAUUUGCCACGAAAUUUUGGUGCAGAAAUUAAAGUUACCAUUGGUCAACCAAUCAAUGAUGAAAUCAUUGAUGCAUAUAGAAACGAAUGGAAAUCCUUGUGUGACAAAUACUCUGAUCCAAAAGCCCCAACAGAUUUAUCUGAUGAGUUGAAAUACGGAAAAGAAGCUCAAGAUCUAAGAGGUAGACUUGCUGCUGAAUUGAGAAGAUCAUUAGCUAACAUCAGGCACAAUGAGUGCGGAUUUCCUGAAGAAGAUCCAAGAUUUAAAAGUCCCGAAUGGUGGAAGAAAUACACUGCAACUGAAGGUGCAUCGGAUCCAGAAGUUCAAUUUAUCGGUGAAAAUUGGGCUAUUAGAAGGCUGCAAAAAUUUUUGAAUGAAGAUGAAAAAAAGUAA